AUGCGCGCUCCGUCUCCGCUUAUACGGAGCUUGAGCUCCAGACCAACAGCGCUGUCCUGUUCCAGACGGCUCCGACUUGCACAGCGGCCUUCUGUCUCAUUGCACGUCAGGACCAUCGCCAACUAUACCCACCCUCAUCAUGCCUCUGCUAUAUCGGUUCUCCCGACGGCGGUGGAUACGUCAUCGCCGGACUUCAAGGAGAACGCCGAGCAGAUGAAGCAACUCGUGGACCGCAUGACCACUCUUCACACCACCAUUGCACAGGGGGGUCCCCAAAAAGCCAAAGAUAAGCACAUAGCUCGUGGGAAGAUGCUUCCCCGCGACCGCGUUACCGCGCUCAUCGACCCGGGCACGUCGUUCCUCGAGCUGUCUCCGCUCGCCGGCCAGGGGGUGUAUGAGGAAGACGUGCCCGCCGGAGGCAUCAUCACCGGCAUCGGGACAGUAGAAGGGGUCACCUGCAUGAUUGUGGCCAACGACAGUACCGUCAAGGGUGGCACGUACUACCCGAUCACGGUGAAGAAGCACCUGCGGGCCCAGGCAAUCGCCCAAGAGAACAAGCUCCCUUGUCUCUACCUCGUCGACUCCGGCGGCGCAAACCUCCCCCACCAGGCCGACGUCUUCCCGGACAAGGAACACUUCGGCCGUAUAUUCUUCAACCAGGCGCGGAUGAGUUCCCUCGGCAUACCCCAGAUCUCCGUCGUCAUGGGGCCCUGCACCGCGGGAGGCGCCUACGUCCCCGCCAUGAGCGACGAGACCAUCAUCGUCGAGAACCAGGGCACCAUCUUCCUUGCGGGCCCGCCGCUCGUCAAGGCAGCUACCGGCGAAGAGGUCUCCGCCGAGGACCUCGGCGGCGGCCAGCUGCACAGCACCAUCUCCGGCGUGACGGACUAUCUGGCCGUGGACGACGCACACGCCAUUAUCCUCGCGCGCAGAUCCGUCGCCAACCUCAACUACCCGAAGACCAGCGUGCCGCUGCAGCUCUCCGCGGACACCAUCAAAGAGCCGCUCUACGACCCGAACGAACUCAACGGCAUCGUGGGCACCAACCUCCGCCGACAGAUCCCCGUGCACGAAGUCAUCGCCCGCAUCGUCGACGGCAGCGAGUUCGCCGAGUUCAAGCGCGACUACGGCUCCACGCUGGUGACAGGCUUUGCGCGCAUCUUCGGGCACCAGGUGGGCAUCGUUGCCAACAACGGCAUCCUCUUCUCCGAGUCCUCCCUGAAGGGCGCACACUUUAUUGAGCUCUGCGCCCAGCGCAAAAUCCCCCUAGUCUUCCUGCAGAACAUCUCCGGCUUCAUGGUCGGCGCCGACGCCGAAAAGGGCGGCAUCGCGAAGAACGGUGCCAAGCUGGUCACGGCGGUGGCGUGCGCCGAUGUUCCCAAGUUCACCGUUGUGUUUGGUUCGAGUGCCGGCGCUGGCAACUACGGAAUGUGUGGCCGUGCGUAUUCCCCGCGUCUGCUGUUCAUGUGGCCCAACGCCAAAAUCGGCGUCAUGGGCUCCGAGCAGCUCUCCGCCGUCAUGGAGGCGGUUGGACGCACCGCGGACCCCGAGCUGAAGGCUCGGAUCGACCGUGAAUCAGAGGCGGUCUUCUCGUCGGCUCGUUUGUGGGACGACGGAGUCAUCCCGCCGGCGCAGACAAGACAGGUUCUCGGCCUGGGAUUGGCGGCGGCCUUGGGUGGAAAGGUAGAAGAUGUACAGACGCGCUUUGGAGUGUUCCGGAUGUAA
Molecule: messenger RNA, 1725 nt
Organism: Aspergillus terreus NIH2624
Lineage: Eukaryota; Fungi; Ascomycota; Eurotiomycetes; Eurotiales; Aspergillaceae
Product: putative 3-methylcrotonyl-CoA carboxylase, beta subunit (MccB)
Exons: 2
Coding region: 1-1725 (574 amino acids)
Biological process (GO): L-leucine catabolic process
Cellular component (GO): mitochondrion; methylcrotonoyl-CoA carboxylase complex
Molecular function (GO): methylcrotonoyl-CoA carboxylase activity
Source: RefSeq, a predicted model, not a curated record